AUAUCUGGAAAACCGGCACUUGAUUUCUUAUCGAUAAGUAAGAUUCUUUGAUGGGGUAAACCCAUCUAUGACUUCUCUUAUCAUCUAUAUAAAGAAAAAUUCAAAUUCACUGAUAAGAAUAACUUCUUCAUUUUCCAUCAAUCGUACUUCAGAAACGGAGCCAUGAUGCCAGGGGUGUCUUCUGUGUUGUUGGUGGCCAUUGGAUUUCUGGUAGCUGAAGCUCACCAACAAUAUUACACUGCAGCAGUGUUCGAGCAUUGCCGAUUUGGGACAAGGGAUGAUCCUCCGAGUCUCAUAGUACAGACGAAUCUCGAAUAUUACAGAAAGGCAACAGAUAUUGCCAAAUCCAAAGGUGCAGAUGUCAUUGUUUUCCCAGAAUAUGGCAUUUUUCCACCUGGUGAUCGAGAGCAACUGAAAGACUAUCUGGAAAGUGCUCCUGAUCCUAAAGUGGUUCGAGCCAAUCCCUGUGAAGAGCCCGAGGCCUAUUCCCAGAAACCAAUUCUUUACACCUUGAGUUGCUUGGCUAAGAAUAACUCUAUAUUCGUUGUAGCAAAUACAGGAGAUAUCCAUAAAUGCGAAGGUGAUCCAGAUUGCCCAUCGGAUGGAGAUUUUCAUUUUAAUACUAAUGUCGUCUUUGACAGAAACGGUACACUUUUAGUCAGAUACCACAAAGAACAUCUUUUCUACGAAUUCGGCAUGGACUUGGCAAGAAAACAGCAAAAUACCGUUUUCGAAACCGACUUUGGAACUUUCGCUACCUACAUUUGUUUCGACAUUGAUUUCGCAAGAAUGAGUCAAGUGGCGCGAUGGCCAGAAGUUGAUGGUAUUAUGUUUACUACUAUGUGGGUGGAUCAACCACCUCAGAUGAAGUCGAUUCAGACUUGGGAAUCUUGGUCAAUUGGAAAUAAUUCUACUCUUAUAGCUUCCAAUAUUCAGAUACCAGGAUUCUAUGCUGUUGGUAGUGGGAUUUUCCACGGGCAACAAGGAGCUCUGGCUUAUACUUUUGAUCCAGAUGGUAUUUCUAAAUUAGUAGUGGCCAAAGUUCCCAAAUCUGGAUUUGAUUCAGUGUCUCCAGAUGCCAGCAUGACAGCUAUAACCAAAAAUGGAACGUGGGAUAUGAAAGACAAUGUCACAGAUGUGCCCAUGGAGUGCUCCAGAAUGCUACUAAAUGAUACCACAGAGAUAUAUACGGAAUAUCGAUGUGUCGAGGAAAAUGUGACUCACUACAAUUUUAAGCAACUUGAGGAAUCUUCAGGUUAUGUUGAAGUAUGCCAAAAUGGACUCUGCUGCAGUCUUAAUUAUACCGCUGAUGACUUACAAGAACGUUUCUUCCUUGGUGUCUUUAGUGGUAUUUACGACCAUUUUGGCAGAUACUUCUGGUGCGAACAGGAUUGCAUACUUGUCAGAUGCGAGGCCUAUGGUGAUAGACCUUGUGCUACUUUUCCUAUGAAGUCCAACACGGUAUUUCGAUCUAUAGAUUUGAGAGCCAACUUCACCAGCCAGGCUGUUUAUCCUUCAGUCACUCAGAGUGGAAUGAGAUUGAUGCCGACCAAUGAAUGGUCCUAUCAGAGACAUGAUGAAAAUGGCAGAUCUAUUCACAUUGAGAAUGUUUUGGAAAGAAACUUGAUCACUGUUGGUAUGAAAGGCAGAUGCUAUGAUAAAGAUCCACCAUACCACAGAUAAAUUGGAAGCAACAUUUGUAUUACAAAGCAUCUAUCAUUGACAUGGGAAAAUUAUUUUAUAAUAUGUUUUGCUGUAAUUUCACUAUUGUGAAUUCUUGAGAUUGAAUGUCAUAACUUCGCUGUCAAGGUACAAAAUGACAUGCGAAGUCCAUUCAAAUAGAUCGUUUUCAAAAGAAUUACGGUUUCCGUUGAAAUAAAUAUAUGAAGAAUAAAAUGUUUGUUAGAA
Argiope bruennichi is the source of this 1908-nucleotide messenger RNA. Its product is annotated as biotinidase-like. The transcript is spliced from 3 exons. NCBI's taxonomy places the organism in Eukaryota, Metazoa, Arthropoda, Arachnida, Araneae, Araneidae. The record is from RefSeq and is a predicted model, not a curated record. Bases 163 to 1683 code for a protein of 506 amino acids.